AUGGCUAAAAUUGUGGGUCUUGUUUAUGCCUUUCUUAUCAUCUUUGUCAUGGAUUUUGCGUUACAGGUUGCCUAUGCGGGUGGAGAAGGAUCACUUCGUCCGAAAGAAUGCGGGAAUGCGUGUGCUUAUCGUUGUUCAAAGACUCAUCACAAGAAGCCAUGUUUGUUUUUCUGCAACAAGUGCUGCCAGAAAUGUUUGUGUGUCCCAUCGGGAACCUAUGCUCACAAGGAUGAAUGUCCUUGCUAUAACAACUGGCAAACCAAGGAAGGAAAGCCCAAGUGUCCUUAA
Messenger RNA from Gastrolobium bilobum, 288 nucleotides. RefSeq names its product gibberellin-regulated protein 12-like. Bases 1 to 288 code for a protein of 95 amino acids. NCBI's taxonomy places the organism in Eukaryota, Viridiplantae, Streptophyta, Magnoliopsida, Fabales, Fabaceae. The transcript is spliced from 3 exons. The record is from RefSeq and is a predicted model, not a curated record.